This is a messenger RNA of Cryptotermes secundus, 6004 nucleotides long. It is a transcript of the gene Xpc, whose product is annotated as DNA repair protein complementing XP-C cells homolog. NCBI's taxonomy places the organism in Eukaryota, Metazoa, Arthropoda, Insecta, Blattodea, Kalotermitidae. Gene Ontology annotation, molecular function: damaged DNA binding; single-stranded DNA binding. The coding region runs from base 543 to 3812 and encodes 1089 amino acids. The record is from RefSeq and is a predicted model, not a curated record. Gene Ontology annotation, biological process: nucleotide-excision repair; mismatch repair. Gene Ontology annotation, cellular component: XPC complex; cytoplasm; nucleotide-excision repair factor 2 complex. The transcript has 6 exons.
UCAUGGUUUGAGAUUGCUGAAGGAAUGUCAAAUGUCGCAAAUUUUCGUACUAAUUGAAUGUAAUUCAUGAUUCAAGUUAUGUUAUAAAAUAGCCUUUUAUAGCUUGUAAUUUUGUACAUAGAAUAGAAGUGACAGUAUGUGAAAAUGUCCGUUUAAUAUAUUUUUGUUCUAAUUAGUCUGAAAUUCAGAACGAUUUGCGGCUUACUUUAUGCAGUUGAUCAUAGGCGCGAAUUGGAACGUAUAUUGAUAUUAUCUCUGCAGUGGGGUUAAUUGGGGGUAAUUUGACUUUACUUAUGUAUGAAGAGGAUACGUAGUUCAUGCUUAUGCGUAUGAUGUUAUGUAGUAACUCCCCAGUUUACUACGAACAGUUGACACUGAGUGGAUAGUGAAGCAAUUUUUUCUUUUCAGUGCUGAAGACACCACGUGUAUUACGUAAUUUAUGGUUUCAACCUGUAGUCUUAACUAGUGUCAAAGCUGUAGCGGAUCAUCCUGGGUAAAAAUUUCGCAUUUGCCUGUGGGCGGUACUUAUUUCUUAAAUUAAAAUGAUGCGAAGAUCAAUGAAGAGGUGUUCGUCUUCCAUCAAAAGUGAAGUAAAACAUGGAGAAAAAAGAAGCUCAAAUUCGUUGAAAGGAAAGAAACCAAAAUUAGAGACAGAGGCAGAAAAGAAUGAUUCUAAAUCAUCAGAAAACACACAGGAGAAUGCCAUACACAAUAACAUACAACCAAAAGUUGAAUCAUCAGGCAGCUGUUCUGAUGAGUUCAUGCAUACCCCUGAUUUGUCAUAUUUGAAUUUGGAUAGGUUUCCUGAAAAAAAAGAAUUAACAUCAGAUUUUACUGCUAUAGAGAAUAAUAUCUUGACUGGUGUUACAUGUUUGAAUGAUUCUGAUGAUUCAGACUUUGAAAGUGUUCCAGAAAGUCAGUCAGUUUAUUUUCCUGUUAACCGUGAAGAGAGUAUAACAUCUGGCAAAACUGGUAGAAAAAAGAAAACAAUGAACAGUAAUAAGCGCAGAAUAAAAUCAAAGCAGAGGAAUACUUCUGAAGUAUCAACAGGAAAUUUGAACAUACCAGAUGAGGGAGUAAAGGUUUCAUUAGCACCUGAUAUAAAUGAAAUGGAUGUAUCUCAGUUACUGGCUUUGGGAGAAAGUUUAGGAACCAUAUCAAAAGUAAGCACAGCUGUUACAGACUGGGCACAUAAUUCAGCAUCAGAUUCAGAGAACAAUUUAUCAGAUUGGGAAGAAGUUAAAGGAUUAGAUGUGAAACCUACAGAACAUAUUAUACCCAAAGAAGGUAUUGAAGUGACACUAGAAGCGCCUGAUUUGUACAGGAAACGUAAGAAGAAAGGAUUUGAUAUGGAAGCCCACUUGAGGCGUCGACUUAACAGGAUGAAACGUGAGUUUCAAGUCCUAAUUCACAAAGUUCAUCUCCUGUGUUGGAUUGCUCAUGGUCAAUAUAUCAAUUCAGUACUCAAUUCCGAAGUUCUUAUGGCCCAAUCACUCUCUUUAAUUCCAUCACAACAUUGCUACCCAGCAAAACACACAAACCUGAGCUAUCUUGAGAAAAUUGUGGAAUGGUUUAGGAAAACUAUAACCAUUGCAGACAGAAUAGAUAAUGAAUCUCUAUUACCACACUGUGAAUCUUUACAGAAAUCAUUCCAAUCACGGACUGCACCUUCCGCACGUGAUUUGGUGUUUAUGUUUAUUUGCGUACUUAGAGCACUAGGUGUAAAAGCAAGAUUGUUGAUGUCACUACAGCCACUUCCAUUAAAACCUUCAGCUGAAGACAUGGUUGGCAUGAACAGAACAGAGAGAAACAAAGAGGAGGGUAUUGAUAUGAAAGUUGAGAAGAAUGAUACGAGGGAUACCAAUGAAGCAACAACUUCAAAAAAAUCAUCAAAAGAGGAAAAUAAGUUCUUGAAAGACAAGAAAUCAAAAACUGCAAUCAAGUUACAGGAUGAGAAGCAAGGGGAUGAUAAUCAUAAUCAUAAGAAUAAGAAAUCAAGCAAUUUAAAUUUGAAGACCAAAACUCCAGAUGUAAAGAAACGUAGGAAUGAUGCUGAUGUAUCAGAAGAAAAAAUGCAGAACCUGAAAAGAACACUUAGGGCACGUAAAGUAACACUAAACAUGUACAGAGACAAGUCUGAGUCUUCUGAUGAAGGUGAUACAUCAAAUCAAUACAUGAGGGUGGCAUGUAAAGAGCAGCAAAACCUGAAAAUCAGAAUCACUGGUGGCAGGCAUCCUCAUAGACCUGCUACUGAUGUUAGUACAAUAGGUCAGGAGGAAACCUUGUCAAAGGAGAGAGGAAGUGGUAGCAAGAAUGUUGGGGUUAAUAUAAACAAGAAAAGAAAUUUGUCUCAAAUUGCAUCUUCCCUCAGACAAGAUGAAGACAGUGACAGUGACUUUGUGCCAGAGGCUUCAGUGGAUCAUAAGUCUAGCAACUUGAAGAGGACAAAGUCAGGGGACUCCAGCAGUGAAAGUGAUGUUAAGUCAAAAAUGGUAAUGCAAAAGAAGGUGACUCAUAGAAAAGUACUGGAUAGAGGAGUGCUGGUAUCAGAUUCUGGGACAUCCACUGCUGGAAAAGGGACCCAGAAGAAGGAGAAGAAGAAGAAGGAUCGCUGUGAUGUUUGGAGUGAGGUGUUCCUUGAAGAGGAGGAGAAAUGGAUCAGUGUUGAUGUUCAGAGCGGCAAACUGCACUGCGUUGCAGAGUUGCACUCACGUGCUACACAACCAGUAACAUAUGUCCUAGCCUUCAACAAUGACCUUACGUUGAAGGAUGUGACAUGUCGGUAUUGCGUCCAGUUCUCGACAUUGACGAGGAAACUUCGUGUGGAUGAGAAGUGGUGGAAAGAAUCACUGAGUCCUUUCGUUUCUGCUCCUACUGCUCAUGAUAAGGAAGAAGAUGAGGAGCUAAACAGGCUAAUGCUAGAUCGCCCCAUGCCAACUACUUUGAAAGAGUUUAAAAAUCAUCCACUGUAUGUACUGAAGGAUGACUUGCUAAAGUUUGAGGCCUUAUACCCUCCAGAUGCUCCACCUCUUGGGUUUGUGAGGGGGAAACCUAUAUAUGCAAGGGAAUGUGUUCAUGUUCUUCAUUCAAGGGAGAUUUGGUUGAAAGAAGCCAAAGUUGUUCGACUGGGAGAAACACCGUACAAGAUUGUGAAAGCUAGGCCCAAGUAUGACAAGAUGACGGGGCAGUUCGUCAAAGAUCUGCCUCUAGAGGUGUUUGGCUCAUGGCAGGUGGAAGAUUAUGUUCCCCCUCCUGCUGUAGAUGGGAAGGUUCCUAGAAAUGAAUAUGGAAAUGUGGAGUUGUAUAAACCCUGUAUGCUACCCAGAGGCACUGUCCAUCUUCAGGUUCCUGGUUUGAACCGUGUGGCACGCAAACUAGGAAUUGACUGUGCACCUGCUGUGAUUGGAUUCGAUUUCCAUUGUGGUGGAAGUCACCCAGUUCUUGAUGGUUUUGUUGUCUGUGAGGAGUACAAGGAUACAUUACUUGAUGCUUGGACCCAGGAACAAGAUGAAGCUGAGAAACGUCAACGGGAGAAGUUAGAAAAGCGAGUGUAUGGCAAUUGGCGACUCCUUAUCAAGGGCCUCCUGAUCAGAGAGAGAUUGAAGAAGCGAUACUCCUUUAGUGAUGAAGCAGGACCUUCAGAAUCCAGAAAUAUCAGUAGUAGAAAACAGAGCACAAAACUUUCUGGGAAAAGUAGAAGCCGAAAAGGAAAACAAAAAACUGCACACGAUAGAUGUAAGGCUGAAAGUGAGGAGGAAGACAGUGAUGAUGAUAAUGAAAGUGAUAAGGACUGGGAUUUAUAUGUGCAAUAAUGUCAAGUCUUUUACAUUGUAGCUGUUAUUAAUAAUUAGGUAUCAGUUUUGAGCAGUUGUAUUUUAUGUAUACUUUUUAUAAUGUAAUUAAGGUGUUGUUAUCACAUAUCCACCUACUAGAGACAGUAGAUAUUCAUGUUUCUGAAUAUCAAAUUUGAAUUUUUUUCAUUUUUGUGCUAAGAUGUAAACUGUUUAUGAUGUUACAGAAUAAUAUUGCCAUGCCUAAAUGCAAUAUUGUUCUGAAUCUUGUACAGUCUACAUAGUACUACACUCAGAAGACAAAAACAAAUUCUGGGUGAACCUUUGGUCCAUACUGUUCCCAUUGUAAUUUCUUUUGAUCUCUCUGUCACAUUCUAAAUCUUACUACAUUUCUCUUUGUGUAGAAUAUAUUGAAAAGUCUUAUUUUGAAUGCUGUAUGCUAUUCUGUCUAAAUUAUUUAACCAGUUAGUUAUAUAAUCUUUUGAGUUUUUGAGUCAAUGCACAUCCAUAAUUCUUUCAUGAUAUCAGCAUAUCUGUUUUGGUCCCAAAGCAAGACUCAUGCCAUGGAUCUCAGAAAACUAAUUUUUACUGAUCCCAGUCUUCCUUUUAUCUUUCAUUAUCCAUGCCUAGAUUUCUGAUGUAUUAGUAAAGCUACUAAAUAUUGCAAAUUAAUGAUUUAAUUUGCAGGGGGUUGUCUGAGGUGCAACUUCUUGCGAUGUUCAUAGACUGGUUGUGUUCUACAUUGUCAUGUAGUAUUAUUAUGUCCUCUAUGACAUGUUCCGACCUUAUAAGGUCAUCAUCAGGUAGAUUAUUUAUGUAGUUGCUGCACUGUACUGCUUUUAGUUCAUUGUUUAAAACAUUAAAAUUUGGUUAAGAUCUAAUGAUUGGUGAAUUCUGUUAAAAUUAAUUAAGACUGACUUUUUAUAUUGCUAGCACUCUAAAGUGUAGUGUUGGCUUGACAUGGAGUUUUGUUAUGGCAUUGAGUAUUUGUGCUGGGUAUGAAGUUGUUGAUGUUCUGUAUCAUGUAAUAUUGCAUGGUUUUCAUAGAUGGUGAAUGGUUACUAUGUAAAUAAUCAACCUCAUGAGGCUGAAACAUACUGCAGAAGAAAGAACAUGACAAUGUAGCACACCACCAGUCUACAAAGAGGACAAGAAAUUGCACCUUUAGAACUGUCCUUGUCAAUUAAUUGUGAACCUGUUCAGCAGGAUGCUGAAAUACUGUUACAAAUUGAUGCUUUUAAAACUUAAUGACCUGUUUGAGACUCAAGUAUUAUCAUUUUGGAACUUAUCAGUUGAAUUCUAAUGAUUGUCAUCAGGUCCCAGUCCAGAAACCUCUGUCGCUUAUUCAAGAUGCAAGGCUACUCGUGGGAUAACUGAAAUGAUUCACAUCAGAUUGUGACUGGCAAAUGCAUCAUGUUCCAUGUCCCCAGACUUCCACUUUGAGAACAUCAUGCCGCAUGCUCUUUAUGCCUCUUCACCCUGAAUAUGACAUCUGCAUAGUACUUCAGAACACUGAAACAGCAUCAGUACAGGAUGCAGCCAAACUUACUUAUGAGUUUAUACUUGGUUUGCCAGAAAUAAUACAGUAGGAGAAAAAUGCCUAAUACUAGGUUCACAUAAAUACAAUUUGAGAUUCUUGUGGCAGGGACUACGUAAGAGUUCUAUCUUCUGCAACAUAAUGCCACAUAAUAUAGUAGAAGUUCACCAAAGUUCCUCCAAAACAUUGAUAAAUUUCUACCAGACUACAUGGCAUGACAUCCCAGAAGAUUUCUAUUCUUCAUAAUCCCUCCUAUGAAAUUUUCAAAUCUCAUACAAGCUCUCUAAUUCGUAUGUACUUUCCAGUUGAUACAUUGUAACAUAAUAUGGAUAACAUAUACCUUAAGCCAACAUGUAUAUAACCCAGGCAUAGGCAAAUAUCAGGAUAGUUCAUCAGUUAGGUGACAACCAUUUUCUUCUGAAUCUAUUUCACUUCAUUAGUCAUCCUACCAUUAAAUACAACCUAUGCUAGAUACUGACAGCAUUGUGAAAUAAACCACUAGAAAAUAUUAACGCAACCAAGUGAAAAUUCACACAGAUUUUGCCCCAGUGAUUUAGAUUUCCUACCUCAUCUUUUAUGGGGCACGCAGUAACAUAGUUCAUUGAUGCACUAUGCUACAAGACAGAAGGUCACUGGUUCCAAGUCCCGAUGAGGUCACUGGAUUUUUUUCAAUUGA